Xenia sp. Carnegie-2017 is the source of this 1761-nucleotide messenger RNA. Its product is annotated as 52 kDa repressor of the inhibitor of the protein kinase-like. The record is from RefSeq and is a predicted model, not a curated record. The transcript has 2 exons. Gene Ontology annotation, molecular function: protein dimerization activity. Lineage: Eukaryota; Metazoa; Cnidaria; Anthozoa; Malacalcyonacea; Xeniidae. Bases 1 to 1761 code for a protein of 586 amino acids.
AUGAAAGGCAGACAAAAUCUUCCCUUACGAGGCCAUCGUGACGACUCAAAGUAUUUUCUAUCUUCUAAUCCUGGGAACUUUCAAGCCUUUUUGAAUUUUAGAGUAGACGCGGGUGACGCGAAACUAGAAAAACAUUUUGAAAAUGCAAGUAAGAAUGCAACUUAUCGUUCGAAGACAAUUCAAAACAAGCUGAUAAAGAUCUGCGGGGAACAAAUCAAAGAAAAGAUUGUUUCUGACAUCAAUUCUAGUCAAUGCCCAAUUUACUCAGUCCUUGGUGAUGAGGCAACAGACUGCAGCAGUAUCGAGCAGAUGCCAAUUGUUGUAAGGUAUGUUGACUCAAAGCAAGAAAUUAAUGAACGAUUUAUUAAAUUUGUUGAGUGUGAAGGAAUGACUGGCGAAGCGCUAGCGAAGAAUAUCGAAGAUACUUUAAACGAAGUUGAGCUACUACUUUCCAACUGUCGUGGUCAGUGCUAUGAUGGUGCCAGUACAAUGUCAAGCAAAUCAAAGGGAGUUGCUGGUCGUAUUUUAAAGAAAAAUCCAAAAGCUUUGUAUAUCCAUUGCGCUAGUCAUCGAUUGAACCUUGUUGUUGCUAAAGCAUGUGGUGAGCAAACUGUCAAAAACAUGUUGGGGCAUGCUCAAAAGAUCUUCAGUUUCUUCAGCCCAUCCCCCCUACGAAUGCAGUGCUUGAGGCAGAAUAUGGAAAAGUCUGGGUUACGUCGUAAAAAACUAGGAGCUCCAUCCACAACGCGUUGGGUUGAACGGAUACGUACACUUGAUGGAUUUGUGGAAGCAUUUGUACCUGUUUGUCAAAGUUUAGAGUACAUGAAGCUCAAUAUGAAUAAUGAUUUUGAUAAUUCAAGUAGGGACGCAGAGGGAUAUCUUCGUUCCAUAAAAUCUUUCGAAUUUAUUGUUAAUCUUGUGAUUACAUCAAAUGUUCUGCAUCACACAAUGUCGUUGACUGUCCAACUGCAGCAAAGGAUGAUCGAUAUCGCUGAAUCAAUUAAACAUAUAAGUCUUUUGAAGUCACAAUUAAAAAUUUUACGCAGCUCAGCUGAUACAAUUCAUGACCAAUACUACGAAGAAGCAGUGGAUUUAGCAAACAGAGUAAACGUUGAUGAAAAAAUUCCUCGACUUUGCAAUGUUCAGACAACUCGUGAAAACUAUCCUGCACAUACAGCACGUGAAUACUACCGCAUGAAACUAACCAUCCCUCUUCUUGAUCACUUGAUUGAACAGAUGGAAUUUCGGUUUUCUUCAGAGGUGUGCGAUAUUUAUCGUGGAUUCUAUAUUAUACCUAGUAUUUUUCUCAAUUGCAAGGACGUUAAUUGGAAGGAAGAGUUUAUGAAGUUUGCUGUUGCAUAUAAAGAGGAUAUGCCACACUUUCGGAAAAUACAUGCUGAAUUAGGAUUGUGGGAAACAAAUUGGAAAGGGGGCUUUGAGAAAGUUAAGUACGAUUCAAUUGCCGACACGCUUCGAACUUGUAACAAACUUGCGUUUCCAAAUAUAUUUACAGCACUUAAGAUACUCGCUGUUGUGCCAGUCACUACAUGUGAGUGUGAAAGAUCCGUUUCUGCCCUUCGUCGAAUGAAAACUUGGUUACGUAGCACAAUGAUCAACGAAAGGUUAAAUGGAUUAGCCCAAAUGCAUAUUAAUGAUGAUAUUAAGUGUGAUGUCGAAGAAGUGAUUAAUACCUUUGCUAGACAAAACCCAACGAGGAUGCAAUUUCUUGAUAUCCUGGAGGAUAAAGAAACAGAUGCUUGA